AUGGGAAAGUAUAUGAGUGUAGAUCCGGAAAAUGUUGUCUUGAUUCAUAAGCUGUCUUGUAAUGCACAAUCACGUAGGAACGAAGACGGCUAUUUUCGUGCGUAAGUUCUUUAUUUAAAAACUUAAAAUGUUCAAAGCCUUCAGCUUAAACUUAUAAUCACAGAGUUUUAGGGGAAGCGAUUUACCAUUAAUAAAAUUUUCUGAUAUUCCACCAGACGAAAUAUCAAGUGACAUUAAAGACUUGCAGAAAGAAUGUUGGGUAAGAAAAAAAAAUCUUUUUUUCUUACAACUUUAGUUUUUUUACCGCAGCUGUUUUGAAAAUUGUUUUUUUAGGCUAAAACAAAACUAAAAAGUUUAUAAAUUAUAUAGGAUUUAUAAACGCAGUAUAUAUAAGCUAAAGCCAAUAUUUUUAAUUUAGCAAAAUGAUGAUCUUUAUUGUGUAAAUAAUAUGGAUACUAAUAAAAUAAUCGCUGUACCACGAGCUAACCCGAUUCUGAGUACGAAAAAUGCCACGAUUUAUGGUUUUUGUUGUGACUACACUAAUGUAGAAGAAUGUGGCGGAGGAAGAAAUGAUAGAUGCGUUUACUUUGUCUAUGAUCAAAAUACCGGGUAAAACGUUAUCAUUGGUUCAGAAAAAUAUUUUUAAUCUUCUCUUUUCUCACACUCUUCAGCAUCUAGCUUUCAGCAUAACACCAUGCUCUAAUUUUCUGUGUUACGGUAUUUUUACUUUUCAGCGUUGAUUAUUACCUUGAUGAUCAGAUGAAAUGGACGACAGAUGAAUUCAAAGACCCUAGUUAUUUGAUUCCUGCUCCAGUUGAUGAUGACCGUUUCUUCUCGCAUGUUAGACCUAAUCAUACAACACCGACCACACCAGCUCCAAAAGUGCCAACUCAAGCUCCACCUUCAGGCCCAUGUUGUGGUUUGCGCGAGUUUCUGAUGUACUUUAGCUUUGGGAAAGGAGGUCCAUUUCAGAAUGCCACAUUUAUUAAACACUAA
Bursaphelenchus okinawaensis is the source of this 996-nucleotide messenger RNA. Lineage: Eukaryota; Metazoa; Nematoda; Chromadorea; Rhabditida; Aphelenchoididae. The record is from the annotation of a GenBank genome assembly.